UUUCCGAGUCAAGCAGAGACUACAUCAGUGCGUGGGAGAGAGCCGGAGACUCACUUCACAAACGGGUACCUCGUUCUGCUCACCCUCGGUUCCCACCGCCCUCGUCUGCCUCUGUCUCUCACCGCUGUCAACGAGGCCCGCCUUAGAAAUCCAAAAUGGAGGCCAUCAAGAAGAAGAUGCAGAUGCUGAAGCUGGACAAGGAGAACGCCCUGGACAGAGCAGAGCAGGCUGAGGCGGACAAAAAAGCAGCAGAGGAGAGGAGCAAGCAGCUAGAGGAUGAGUUGGCCGCCAUGCAGAAGAGGCUGAAGGGGACAGAGGAUGAACUGGACAAGUACUCAGAGGCUCUCAAAGAUGCGCAGGAGAAGCUGGAACUGGCUGAGAAGAAAGCGGCUGACGCUGAGGCGGAGGUGGCCUCCUUGAACAGGCGCAUCCAGCUGGUUGAGGAAGAGUUGGACCGUGCCCAGGAGCGACUCGCAACAGCCCUGCAGAAACUGGAAGAGGCCGAGAAGGCUGCAGAUGAGAGUGAAAGAGGAAUGAAGGUGAUUGAGAACAGGGCCCUGAAGGAUGAGGAGAAGAUGGAGCUGCAAGAGAUCCAGCUGAAAGAAGCCAAGCACAUUGCAGAGGAGGCAGACCGCAAGUAUGAAGAGGUUGCCCGUAAGCUGGUGAUCAUUGAGAGCGACCUUGAGCGCACAGAGGAACGCGCUGAGGUGACUGAGUGCAAGUGUGCAGAGUUGGAAGAGGAACUUAAAAAUGUGACAAACAAUCUCAAGUCACUGGAAGCCCAGGCUGAGAAGUACUCCCAAAAGGAAGACAAAUAUGAAGAGGAGAUCAAGCUGCUGACUGACAAGCUGAAGGAGGCUGAGACCCGUGCGGAGUUUGCAGAGCGCAGCGUAGCAAAGCUGGAGAAGACCAUCGACGAUUUGGAAGAUAAGCUGUGCCAGACCAAAGAGGAGAACAUGAACAUGCACCAGAUGUUGGACCAGACUCUGCAGGAGCUUGACCAUUUAUGAAGCGUCGCCCUUCGUUUGGUCGUCGCGUCUGGCUUGCCCUGACUCCCCACCCUGUACCUCAAACGCCAAUGCCCCCCUCACCUCCUACUCUCGCUUUCCCCGCUCUCUAACCCCCCCCCCACCCCUGUGUCAAAGGUCACCUGCGUUGCCAGGCAGAUCAGUGGGAGCUGGCUGCAGAGCUUAGCAGGUCACCGGCCGCUGGAUCUGUUUCGACAGCGCGGUCAUUUCUUCCCUUGGUUGUCGUUAAUCUUCCACCCUCGUCUCAAACCUUCUUAGGGGAGUGUGUCGACCCUGCCCUCCCACUCCACAUUCCCAGCAGGGGAAUGGGGAGGCUGGGUGGUGCUUUCGGGAAAAUCCCAGGGAUGCAGGUGGAAGGAAGGCAGACGAGAUUUGACAGGGUACAGUUUUGUGAAGAAUUCCAGUCAGUCCAUUCUCGCCGUAGCUCGCUGAGUGGACUCUGCGGCGCUCCCCCCCCCCCCCC
This is a messenger RNA of Hemiscyllium ocellatum (epaulette shark), 1491 nucleotides long. RefSeq names its product tropomyosin alpha-3 chain. NCBI's taxonomy places the organism in Eukaryota, Metazoa, Chordata, Chondrichthyes, Orectolobiformes, Hemiscylliidae. The record is from RefSeq and is a predicted model, not a curated record. Bases 156 to 1010 code for a protein of 284 amino acids. Gene Ontology annotation, cellular component: actin filament. The transcript is spliced from 9 exons. Gene Ontology annotation, molecular function: actin filament binding. Gene Ontology annotation, biological process: actin filament organization; muscle contraction.